This is a messenger RNA of Phytophthora nicotianae INRA-310, 943 nucleotides long. RefSeq lists its product as hypothetical. The coding region runs from base 8 to 832 and encodes 274 amino acids. The record is from RefSeq and is a predicted model, not a curated record. Lineage: Eukaryota; Oomycota; Peronosporomycetes; Peronosporales; Peronosporaceae. The transcript has 3 exons.
ACACGCAAUGUGGUCAGACGAUUGGCAUUCCGAAAGCCAUGGCCAAGAAGAGUGGAGGUGCGUCGUUACGAUGGCUGUACGCGACUGCGAGGGAUCGUUUUGCAGCGUCAUAUUGCACUGUACUAAACAGACAUGUUGCGGGGCUGUUGACGCAGGAUCGAAGCACAAGGGCAAUGCUGGCAAGAGUAACAAGCCCAAGAAAGGUGGCAUGUUCAAGUCGCUCAAGAAGCAGGAGAAGAGAACUGGCAUGGUAGGAGCGGACAAGAACGAUCCGCAGAGUAAAAAGCGCAAGGCCAAGGUGGCCAAGCGCCCUGCGCCUGUAUCCGACGAGUUCCGCAAUUUUGACGAGCGUAUGGCGGCCAAGAACACGAGGCCAGGUGCUGUGCCCAAAGCUGCUGCGGUGGCUCCUCCGUCAUUCGUGAUGGCAGCUCCUACCUUUCAGUUCAACUCAAACCCUGUGCAGCCAACAUCGGCGCCACGCGAAGUGGAAGGCUUUCAUGGCUUCAUGUCGGCGCUGGAGGCUCCAAAGGAUGCACCAGCAGUGAACCCGAAUCAAAACUCGCGUCAAUCGAAGCCCAUGCAGCCCGAAUACCGUGGCAGUAAUGUCUUUGCAGUGUUGGAUAAUGGCGAUGAAGAGCAGCAGAAGCCACAGACAGCUCCACAACCAUCGCCGGCGUUCAUGCAGCCCGCGACGUUCACAUUCGCGACAGCCAAGCCGACGUUCACGCUGCAGUCUUCGCUCCAGUCGUCACUUCAGUCUUCACUUCGGCAGAGUAUGCAGCCAGCAGCAGUAAAUGCAGUGCAUUCAGAGGAUAUCGAUCCCGACUUAUAGGCGACAAAGAGUUAACGGAGCAGCUAUCCAUGACACCUAUGAAAUGUAUCCAUCUAGCAUCUGUCACUGCUUAUUGUUUACCUCUCAUAUUCUAUACAAAACUUGAAGGUG